Aethina tumida (small hive beetle) is the source of this 2630-nucleotide messenger RNA. RefSeq names its product putative RNA-binding protein Luc7-like 2. Gene Ontology annotation, biological process: mRNA splice site recognition. Lineage: Eukaryota; Metazoa; Arthropoda; Insecta; Coleoptera; Nitidulidae. The transcript has 4 exons. The record is from RefSeq and is a predicted model, not a curated record. Gene Ontology annotation, cellular component: U2-type prespliceosome; U1 snRNP. Gene Ontology annotation, molecular function: mRNA binding. Bases 1157 to 1981 code for a protein of 274 amino acids.
UUAGGAUUAAUGUUGAUAGUACAACAAUGUCUCUCUGAAGCAAUGUUUUCUUUACAAAAAACUUACUUUGGAAACAAUUAAGAACAACAUUUUAAUGGUUGUAGUAAAUGUUUUUUGAUUUGUUCUUGAUUGUUUUGGAAAUUUUCAUAAUCAACAACUUGGGAAUAUUGGUAAGAAAUUGUAGUCCAAUUUUUCUAAAGCGGUAAACUUGUGAUUAAUUUGCGGUGUAUUUUUACAAAUAAAAUUUAUUAUUGCUGUACUUUCCAGUGAGGAAUUUUAUUUGUAAAACUAUUUUUAGUGUACCAGUUGCAUAUUCUGGCACUCUAUAAAUAUAUAUCUAAGGUCAUGUUUACAUUUAUUAACAAAUAAUAAAUUUUAUUUUAUUAUCAUACAAAGCAAAUUAUUCAAAAUCCACAUUUUUAAAAUGUAUACAGAGGUUUUGUUUUGGUAAGUAAAUAAGCCAAAUGAAAAGUAAAGAAAAACUGCAUGUACUACAUACAAAAUACUAUAAAAGCUGAUACGGAUGUUUUGUGAGUAUGAAUCAAUAAAUUGUAACGGCUGGCAAAGUUUGUUUCUUGAUAUUUGCAAUUUUUUUCAUUUUAAAAUUAGUAGGUUUUAAAGUAUUUUAGUUUCAAAGUAUAGACUAUUUCUUAUUUAAAUUUCCUAUUAAUAAUCAAUUUCAGAUAAAAUUGCCUUGUGGUGAUAUACACACAAAUAAAUUAUAUGGUUACCUGUGCAGAGAAAAAUUAAGAUUUGUGAACUAUUGCCUCUAUGCUGUAAAAUAAGGAUUUGAUGAAGUUCGAAGUACCUCCUGCUGUGGAUAUUUUAUUUUAUAUUGAAAAUUUGUGUAAAAUUUUAUGUUGAAAUUGUUGUAACAUAUCAAGAGACUGUACAAUUUGUGCGGCCGCCAGCUCGGAUAUCCAAAGAAACUGGCCUAUAUUUUGUGAGUAUGACAAAAUGGAAUUUCGUUCAGUGGAUCUAGCCAAGUAAACACAUAAAACUGCGUCUCGAUAAAUUGGUGCGUUCUCUCACUAUUUUUACUAUGUUACACCUGCCUUAGUCUUGUCUUUUUUAUUUGACUAAAACGAUUCAAGUCUGCUAUUUAGGAUGUGUACCCAAAAAAACACAUUGGGUGGAAUUUUGCCAUUGAUUUCGCAUGGACUUGGGAGAAUGUCCGAAAAUACAUGACUUGGCAUUAAGGGCCGACUUCGAAAAUGCACAGAAGUCCAAGGAUUACUUCUAUGAUCUUGAUGCGAUGGAGCACCUGCAGGCGUUUAUCAGCGACUGUGACAGACGCACCGAGGCGGCAAAGCAGCGAUUAGCUGAAACACAAGAAGAAUUAUCCGCCGAGGUGGCCGUCAAAGCGAACAGCGUACACGAAUUGGCUGAGCAAAUCGGUCAGAAGCUCGCUAAAGCCGAACAGCUGGGCGAAGAAGGUUUCGUCGACGAGAGCAUGAAAUUGAUGGAGGAGGUGGACGAGCUUAGAAAGAAAAAGCUUGAGGCGGAACAGGAGUACAGGAAUUCUAUGCCAGCUAGCAGUUAUCAACAGCAGAAAUUACGCGUGUGUGAAGUUUGCUCUGCGUAUUUGGGUAUCCACGAUAACGAUAGGCGGUUGGCCGAUCAUUUCGGUGGCAAAUUGCAUUUAGGCUUCAUCAAAAUCCGGGAAAAGCUUUCCGAACUUGAGAAAACCGCUGAGAAAAGAAAAGAAGAGCGCCGCAAGGCGAACAAGGAUCGCGACCGGGACGAUCGUGAGGAUCGCUACAGGGAAAGGCACCGCGAGCAUUACGUAGGGGGCCGCGAGCUCGAUCGCCGUUCUAAGAGGCACAGAUCAAGAUCGCGCGAUCGCAAAGAGCGCGAGAGGGAAAGGGAUCGUGACAGUCGCAGGCGCAGGUCGCGCUCGAGGUCUCGCGAGCGUAGCCGCAGAUCUCGCUCCAGGCAUACCAGUCCUGGAGACAGGCGGAGAGACCGCGACCGUGACUAACGUAUAAAAUACUGGUGUGGAGGCGUUGGGCGGUUACUGAACGGUUGUCUCACUGUAUGAAUUCGAAAGGGUUUUGUAUCCGUCAAAUUCUUACGCUGAUUUUAACAAUAGUCAGAGCUGGGAUGACAAUCACAAUUAAAUUUGUAAUACAGGUUACGUUGUUGUACUGUAACGUUCGUUUGUAAACGUAAAUUGACCAGACAUUAAAGAUACGUUACUACCGAAUGUUAUGGUAUUAGGGCAACUUUUCACGUGCUUUAUUCAAAUAGUUUAAUCGUUUCAAUCUUUGGAAACGACUCGAACAUCACUAAAUAUUGAAAACACCAGUUAUCAAUAUAAUUUGUAGUUAGUCUAUAUUGUCCAACGCCUAAAUAAUGUAAUUUUAACUCAAGUUACAAUGUUAUUUAUCAUUUUAUUUUUGUUGUAUUUAUAUAAAUUACCCUAAUUUAAAUCUACAAAGUUGAUUUAAGAAUUAUCCAUAGAAAAUAUUAUUUCAUUGUUUAUCUUAUUUAUAUACUUAUUGUGUAUGAAAGACAUAUAUGUGACUGAAUCUAAAUUUCAAUUUUUGAUUAAUGCGUUACAGAUAGAAAAGUCGACUUUAAUUUUAGAUUUAUUUUAAAGUAUAAAUAAAAUGUUUCAUAAAAGAAAA